GAUCUUUAAGUAUGUAAAUGUGUGUGGGAGAUUUUUAAUCUGCACACAGAACUGUUCCGAUAAAAUUCCUCAAUCGGUUCUCCGUUUAUGGACCCUCUUCAUUUCGGCCCACAUGAAGAAUGGAUUUCCAGCUGAAUCUUUAGAUCUUUACAAGAAAUUCCGGAAGAAAGAUGUCGAACCUGAUAAACUGUUUGAAUGUACUGAGAAGGAGAGAUUGGUGUUUGAUGGGAUAGAGUAUAAAGAUGUCGUUUCUUGGACUUUAAUGUUCUCUUGUUAUGUUGGCCGUGGGUCAACAACAAUUGUCAUUGUCUUCAUUCUUACCGGCUUGUGUAGAGCUCGGGGAUUAGAUAUCGGGAGAGAUAGAUCCAUGAAUCGGCUCUCAGGAGAUGUAGCUUGUAUGACUGCCCUUGCUCUUAUGUAUGUGAAAUGUGCUGGCCUAGAAUGUUCACUGCGAGUCUUUGACACGGAAGCUAGGCCUAGGCUCUAUCAUUCUUUAAUAGAAUGCUGGAAUCAGGAGCAAACCCAAAUCUGUAACCGAAUUCAAUUAGUUGUUCUACCACUCUUAGCUUCCAUGGCGAUUAGCUUGCUCUACUUGGCUAAAUUCGUCUUCGUUGGACUACGCCGUCUCCUUCAGUUUCUGAAGAAAUCGGAGAAGCCUAGAAUAACUCAGCCUCGUAUUCCUCUUUCUGAAGCGGAGGAUUCGCCGUCUCGGUCUCUGUGGAAGUACGACGUCUUCCUUAGCUUCAGAGGAACAGAUGUUCGGAGAAGUUUCGUCAGCCAUCUCUAUGAGGCUCUCAAUAACGAAGGAAUCAAAACCUUCCACGACGACAGAGAACUUCAAAAAGGCAAUUUCAUCUGGGAGGGACUUGAGAAAGCGAUUGAUCAGUCACGAUUCGCCAUCCUUGUAAUUUCCGAGGACUACGCAACCUCUCACUGGUGCUUGGAAGAGAUUUCAGCUUUAGUCGACUUAGCUGAGAAGAAACGCCUUGAAUUGAUCCCUAUAUUCUAUGGCAUUGAUCCGUCAGACUUGAAGAGACGAAGCGGGUGCUUCAACAAAGCUUUUGAGAAGCAUGAGCAGAGGUUUGAUCUGGAGACGGUGGAUAUAUGGAGAAGGGCUUUGGCUCAAGUUGGAAAAAUGUCUGGCUGGAACUCCAAAAGCAGGAAUGAGGACUCAGAGCUUGUACAUGAAAUUGUUCAAGAUCUUUCUGACAGAUUAUCUUCACAUAUAUCAGACGGCACAGCUGAAUUGUAUAUGGAUAGAGCGAAAAAGGUACUGGACUCCUUUGUCUUUAAAUCUGAACCAAGGCUAGUAACUCUGAUGGAGAAGUCUCUGAUUGGUAUGUCAAAAAGUAGGAGGCUAUGGGUUCAUGAUUUACUUCAAGACAUGGCCAAGGAUAUCAUUUGUGAAGGAAAAAAGGAAAAACCAUGGAAGCGUAAAAUGCUGUGGAACUUUUUGGAUAUCAAAGGCUUGUUCACUGAAAAGAUGGGAACUAAAGACAUCCAGGUUGAAAGUAUAUUGCUCAAUAUGGCUGAAGGAACAGAGCUUUGCAUUAAUCCUGCAACGUUUAAGAGGAUGUUCAAUCUCAAAUUUCUUAAAAUUCAUAAUAAUUUCGCUGUUGGUGGGAGCAAAUUGUGCAUGACUGACUAUCUAGUUGAACUCAAUCUCCCUGAUAGUUCAGUUGAAACACUAUGGAGCGGAACUAAGGACCUUCGAAGCACCAUUGGGAGUUUGGAGUCUCUCAGACAUCUGGGGCUUGCUUACUGUCCCAAUGUCACCGUAUUUCCAGUGCUUGGAAAUGGAAUAGAAACACUAUCCUUAAAUGGUACAGCGAUAGAAGAAGUGCCAUCUUCGAUAGGUGACAAGCUGAAUCUCAUGUCUCUUGACAUGUCAGAGUGCCAGAGGCUCCAGAAUCUCCCUCACACGUUGAGCAACCUGAAAAACCUGAAGUUGCUUUAUCUCCGUGGAUGCACCAAUAUCACUGAGCGCCCACAUGUUGCAGGGGAAAUGAGAAGAUUGGAUUUAUAUGGGACCUCAAUAGAGAAAUAUGGCUUUCUCUCUGAAGAAGAAACGCUUGAGUUGCGCAAUCGUGAUAUAGACUUAGUGAAGGCGUUUCUCACUCUGUAUGCCCGGAAAUACAAGAAAAACCGUAACUCAAGGUAGUAUGCUCAUCUGGAUUUCGGUUUGAUCCCGACUCGGGCUUUUCCCUUUAUG
Molecule: messenger RNA, 2212 nt
Organism: Arabidopsis arenosa
Lineage: Eukaryota; Viridiplantae; Streptophyta; Magnoliopsida; Brassicales; Brassicaceae
Source: the annotation of a GenBank genome assembly